AUGGCCUGUACCGAAUGUCGGCAACAGAAGAUCCGGUGUGACCGGCUUGAUACUUUCCCAGAGCCGUGCUCCCGCUGUCGUCGGGUUGGUGUCCAAUGUGUCUAUUCAAAGGAAUUCAGGCGACAACGACGUCCCACGAAGACAGAGCUGCAGAACCAGCUGGACACUUUGCGCAAGCAGUUGUAUCUGUCCUCCAGCAAUAGCUCUCCCUCGGCCCAAGGUCAUGAAGUGGCUGUCCCUCCAGUCGUCAGUCCCACCCCUCCAGCUGCUACACCACAAUUAUACCUUGCGCCGAUCCAAGGACAGGAGUCAACCAGCAUCAUCGCUCCAACACCUCCAUCGACAUCGCUCCCGCCUCCCCUCGACCAUGAGCCUGCCAGAAAUCUGCCUACAGUUUCCACCCGGAGCUCCCAGACACUACCUCGGAGUCUCGAUGAACUGCAAAUCACGGCGCGGGACAUCGACAACUGCUUCGCCAUAUUCAAACGUCAUUGCAUGGCUUACGUGCCCAUGGUCGAGACCCUCUUGACUCCCAAUGAAUGCCAUCAACAGUCGCCCCUCCUGUUCUGGACAAUCAUCGCGGUCGGGUCUCGAAAAUACAGCGAGAAUCCAACACUGAUCAUCCUGCUUGGUCCUAAAGUCUCCAAGUUGGCCAAGCUGGCCUUGUUUGCGCAGGAACCUGUGCUUCUGACCAUACAGGCGUUCCUGCUGUUGUGCUCCUGGCCAAUGCCCUUUGAAGCAUUGAGCAAUGAUAUUACCCCAGUCCUCGCUGGAGCGGUGUUGCAACUGGCAACCACCAUCGGUCUGCACGUCUCGGGCGUGGGACAAGAGUUUGCACGCACCAAAGUGAAUCAGGAUCUCACCUACCGCAUGGCACGUGGCAGGCUGUGGGCUGCAUGUGUAGUUGUCUCGCAAAGGGUAAUUACAGUCAAUGGGACACCUCCCUUGGUGAUUCCCGACACGUAUGGCGACGACUCUCAGGAGUUGAGUACCUUCAUGACGCCGAGUUUCCAGUUCCAGAAGAAGGUUAGCGAAUACCUCAGCAUGACUAUUCUGUACAUCCAGAAUCACGCGCUGUACAAGCCAGCAGACGAGUUGGACCUUGCGCUUAGUCCCAUCAUUCACUCAGCUACCGAUCGACUGGUCCAACUAGAAUCAGAUGCGCCAGAGCGCAUAGAUCGGUUUCAUGCCAUGUCUGCGCGGCUUCAUCUCCUAAGUUUUCACUUAUUCAAACACCGAUCCGCGAUUGAAGACUCCACCCUAUUUGUAAUGUACGAGCUUGCUUGCAGGACGAUCGAGCUCGCUAUGGAGCUAGAUUCAGAGCUCAGCAUGGCCGAAUACGGCCCCAUGUAUAUCACCAAGUUCCUGCACAGCGCAGUGAUCACCAUUCUCCGGGUGGGGAGAGCUGCGGUCGCUCAACAGCUGGAUCUGGAGCGAGGGCAACGGAACUAUUUUGCUGUGAUUAAUUACCACAAGAGACACGCCGUGCGCCCAGACGACGCGUUUGCUCGGUUCAGUAUCAUUCUCACCCAGUUGUGGACCAGCAGAAAGGUCUUUCAGUACUCGAACGGCCUCGUGGACAGUCUUAGGGUCAGAAGCAAAGCCCGCCUUGGGAUGAGCAUGGUUUACGACUGCUUCUGGUGGUGGCGGCAGGAAUUUGGUGGCCAGAGCAAUGUAUACGGAGACAACCAUGGGGACGAAAACCCCAACCAUAUCCUCGAUGACUUUGCUCCUAGCUUGGACAGCGACCAACUAGACCUGGUCGACUUGAACCUGACCCCGAUUCCAGACCUACAGUGGCCCGUGUUCGACAAGUUUUUUACCGAAAAUUGGCCUAGUCUAGAUUUAGAUAUGAGCAUAUAG
Fonsecaea monophora is the source of this 1863-nucleotide messenger RNA. RefSeq lists its product as hypothetical. The record is from RefSeq and is a predicted model, not a curated record. The transcript has 7 exons. Gene Ontology annotation, molecular function: zinc ion binding; DNA-binding transcription factor activity, RNA polymerase II-specific; transcription cis-regulatory region binding. The coding region runs from base 1 to 1863 and encodes 620 amino acids. Gene Ontology annotation, cellular component: nucleus. Gene Ontology annotation, biological process: regulation of DNA-templated transcription. Lineage: Eukaryota; Fungi; Ascomycota; Eurotiomycetes; Chaetothyriales; Herpotrichiellaceae.